Molecule: messenger RNA, 1002 nt
Organism: Lycium barbarum (goji berry)
Lineage: Eukaryota; Viridiplantae; Streptophyta; Magnoliopsida; Solanales; Solanaceae
Exons: 2
Coding region: 375-830 (151 amino acids)
Molecular function (GO): zinc ion binding; nucleic acid binding
Source: RefSeq, a predicted model, not a curated record
CAUGUAUAUCUAUUUUGGAGCUAUUCCUCAUCAUUCGCUUGCUUCAUCUGUUACUGUGUUCAAUGGAUUGAACUUCUCUGAGUGGCAUGAACAAGUCUAGUUCCACUUAGAUUGAUGGAUCUUGACUUGGCUCUGCUAAAAGGAAACCUUGCUGCUAUUACUGAUACAAGCAGUGGGGAUGAGAAGUCCUUCCAUAAAGCAUGGGAACACUCUAACAGAUUGAGCCUUAUGUUUAUGCGAAUGACUAUUCCACAGACAGAAAGUGCCAGGGAAUACCUGAAGUUUGUGGAAGAACGUUUUCGUUCUGCUGAUAAGUCUCUCGCUUGUACACUAAUGGCUGAACUCACGACCAUGAAGUUUGAUGGUCGCAUAGUAUGCAAAAACAUAUCAUCGAUAUAACUAACAUUACAACAAGACUCCGGGCCUCGGGGAUGAAAGUGGAUGACUUCUUCUUGGUUCAGUUUAUUUUGAACUUAUUGCCUCCUGAGUGUGGACCAUUCCAAAUUAACUAUAAUACUAUUAAGGAUAAGUGGGAUGUUAGUGAAUUGUCCACUAUGCUUACUCAGGAGGAAUCAAGACUUAAGAAACAAGGAGGUCAUUCUAUUAACCUCAUGGGUCAAAGAGCAGGUAAAGGACUUAAAGUGACGACCAACAAGUUCAAGAAGAAGAAAGCACCUGCUAAAGUUCAACAGGAUGCUCAUAAGGAACUCAAGGCAGAUGUGUGUCGUUUCUGUAGAAAGGAAGGACACUAUCAGAAAGAUUGUCCGAUACGUAAAGCUUGGUUCGAAAAGAAAGGGAUUUCUUGCGAUCCAAACUACAAAUCCAAAUAAGGAUUUCUUGUUCAUGGGAAAUCGUAUGAAGGCUCCAAUUGAAGGCAUAGGGACUUAUCAUUUGAUCUUGGAGACUGGACAUCACCUUGAUCUAUUACAGACUCUUUAUGUUCCUUCAGUUUCUAGGAAUUUAAUUUCUCUUUCAAGACUUGAUGUUUCUGGAUUUGAUUUU